CCACACGAGAUAUCAUGAACAGACUUUAAGUGUAGAAAGUAUUUUUAAACUCUACCAUACCCAAUUCAUUGGCCCGGUCUAAUUAAAGGGUAAAAUUUCAAAUUUCCGAGACGACUGCACGGCCACAAUGACAAUGAGUUUUUUUUUUCUUUUUGUUUUUUCCCUUUCGUGAAUCGUGAGAUACCUGGACAGAGGACUGGAGGGGCGCGCAAAGCUUACGCCACGGGAGAACAGCAACCUCUUUCUCUUUCUCCGGGGCGCACAUUCCGGCGAAGGCACAAAUCUUAGGGCACGGUCGAACAGGACAACCAUCCCGGCGAGCCUCCCUUCUCCGGCAAACCUUGCAUCUCGGGCAGUUCCAGAACUCGGACUCUCCAAAAUUCAUUCCUCAUUUGAGGUGGCUGAAGUUAUGGGUUCGGAGAUUGGAACAGUUGAGCAAAGGUUGAAAUCGUUUCUCAGUCAGCUUCAAUCUGAGUUUGGCAUUCUCGAUCGAAUUGUGUACAAAAACAAGAAUCAACACAGAAGAUGCUCUUAUUUUCAGUACCUGAUGAAGGUGAGAAGAGACUUAAGACUUCUCAAAUCAGCAAAUCCGGAGGAGAUUUUCAGUGCCUCAUUUGAUGUCAUCCAUGGAAAGAGGCCUAAGCAAAAGGUGCAGCUUCUGGAAAGCCUGAAGAAGAAGAGAAGAACAGACAGUAACAAGCACAACUUUUUGGAUCGGCUCCUGGGAGUUGCUCACCUGUUGUCACAGAUGGCUGAGCCGAUGUUGAAGGCAGCAACGCAGGUAUCAACUCUUCUUGCUCGAUCAUUUUUCAUGGGGUUUUCAUUGAUGGUGUUGGCCUUGUUGGCGCGAAUCAGAGUUUUGGUUCAGCAAAUGCUUCUAGAUGUUGUUUUUGUAUUCAACCGUGUAUCCUCUCUCUCUCAAAAGGAACAAGCCGUUAGGUUAACUCAAGAACGUUUUGAGGUUUUUAGAGAAUAUUAUCCCGCAAAGCAACAACAGCCUACUUUCCUAGAAUGCAUUUGGGAGACAGAUAAGUAUAGAUUAAUUGAGAGGAAAGGUGGAAGUGAGGUUGAAAACCAGGAAAAGAAAAUCAAAGAAGAUGCUGCUUGUAUUGAAACAUCAAAGAUUCAGUACCAAAGUGUAGAGAUUUUCCUAGGAGAAGACGAAUGUGAUAAGACUGUUCCUGAUGAAGUUAAUAUAGAAAGAUCAUCUUUCUUGAAUGAAAAGGAUAAGAGUUCUUCCCUGUUGAGUCCUGUCCUCAUUACUCCCGGGAGUAAUGAUGAUGAACCGCAAGUUCCACGAGGUUCAGAUAUUGCGGUUUCUCCUGACAAGAGUAUUGUUUCUACUGGAAGCGGGAUGCUUAAGAGUGAUGCCGAAGUGAAAAUCAAGGCUAAAGCACAGCGUAAUGUUGCAUUUGUGUCGGUAAAAGUAUCUGCUCCUCCUUCACUGUCAUCUGUGAAUGAACCAGGACAUUGCCUUCAAGGAAAGGAAAAGGGUGGUUCUUCAACUACAGAAGAAGACCCAUUUUUCAGUUUACUUACAACAGGAGGAAACAAGAAUAGUACUCUGUUUUAAUUAUUUUUACUGAGAAUCAAUCUUAAACCCCAAUCAACCCAUGUUUACUACGUAGGGAGUAUAUUGGUAGAUAGUCUGCACCCAUUUAUUAUUUUUCAUUCUCUCCUUUGUUGCGUUUUUAUCACUACUUUCGAGUCUAAAUCCCUCUCAAAUCUACAAAGGAGUAUAUAUUAUUCGUAGGUUAAGUUGACAAGACUGGUUUGCAGGCUAUUAUAAAGAGAAACAAUGGUUACUUAAUGCA
This is a messenger RNA of Ipomoea triloba (trilobed morning glory), 1814 nucleotides long. RefSeq lists its product as uncharacterized. The coding region runs from base 410 to 1573 and encodes 387 amino acids. Lineage: Eukaryota; Viridiplantae; Streptophyta; Magnoliopsida; Solanales; Convolvulaceae. The transcript has 2 exons. The record is from RefSeq and is a predicted model, not a curated record.